Labeo rohita (rohu) is the source of this 4229-nucleotide messenger RNA. It is a transcript of the gene st3gal5, whose product is annotated as ST3 beta-galactoside alpha-2,3-sialyltransferase 5. The transcript has 8 exons. Gene Ontology annotation, molecular function: lactosylceramide alpha-2,3-sialyltransferase activity. The record is from RefSeq and is a predicted model, not a curated record. NCBI's taxonomy places the organism in Eukaryota, Metazoa, Chordata, Actinopteri, Cypriniformes, Cyprinidae. The coding region runs from base 1014 to 2111 and encodes 365 amino acids.
AAUCUUAAGGAGUCAGCUGUCCACCUCAUACUUGUGUGGCGUCACUCCACUUCAGUAACGCAGCAGCCUGGGAAGGAGGGACCCGUUUUUUUCUGCUGUCCCGAGACUGGUGGCGCUGCGGGUCUGAAGCUGGACAUGUCUGUUUCAGGACAGCAGGCUCAGGCCGGAAGUUGGGACAGAGACCCGCUCUGAGUCCGACAGUGCGAGACUGUUUAUUGUGGUUGUGCACAUGCGAUUUCAUGCAAAUAUCACGCGAUAUGAGAUGCAGGUACUGGUGGCGUUGUCAUGUACGUUUUGAGUUUCUGUUAAAUUAAGCGUGUAAAUCACAUUGUUUACACGCUGGACGCUUUGCGGUUGUUAUAUAAUAUAUGUCAAAUCUUGUAGUUUGGCUUUCGUUGUGGUUACACCGGCUGGGUUUAUUAAACUGACACCGUAUUUUCACAUUGCGCGUUCGGAAAGAAAGCUUAAAUUCUUCUGCAGUCCGUUAAAACUGUAAUGUAAUUUCCCCUGUACUUCCCUGUGUGGUCAUUAUACUGUGCGCUGUGGGGAAUGAUACAGUCUGACCGCGACACGCCCGGAGAAGAAGCGCUCGAGCGUUUAUCAGCGGGUUUCUCCUGGUUCCGCCGAAGGACGCCGUUUGCUUUAUAAGUAAUAAUUCGGUGACGUGACCGAACACUUCAGGAAGCGAUUUAUUAAUACGCGUUGCAUCCAUAAGAUUAGGCACGUUGUGGCACGACUUGUGCGUUUGCUCCAGCACAUUCGAUCGGCAAUGGCGUCGACACACGGCUGGCUUAGAUAGCGUCAAUGCAGCGUCCGAAAAUUCCCAGUCUGACUUACUGUAAGGAGUUAAAACAUGGAUGUGGACAUUGACAUGAACGGCGGGGAAUCACUGUGCUCAACAUGCGGGUCAUCCUGACAACACUGUAGACAAAGGUGUCGUCGAUCGCACGCGGAAGCGCGCGCCUCUCGUUUCAGGCAGCAGAAGUGAAGGCAGCAUCCGGUGGUCGGCGACCAUGGGGAGAACCAUCAGACAGUGGCACUGUCAACCCAGCAGAAGGCUGCUUAUUCCCCUUCUGAGCUUGCUGUUGAUUUUGCUGGUUCUUCUUUUGAAACUGCCCAUCUUCCGCAAGGACCCCAAGCCUGUGGAGGUGCCGGUGGACCCCAUCUACCGACAGCGUGUCCAUUCCUAUGUCCGAGAGGUACUGGCCCGAGAAUGCAGACCUUCUUUUGCACGACAGAGAAUGGAGGCUGAACAUUCCAGCUCUACAGCAGUUCUAAAGCCUUUUUUGGACAAGAACACUCAUUUGAAUGAACAAAUAUUCCAAUAUCCACCACCGUUUGGUUUCCUGCACAUGAAGAACAAGCUUCAGGAGAUCAUGGACCUCCUACCAGCCUCCUCUGAGGAGAGACAUGGAGGGAAGGACUGUCGUCGAUGUCUAGUGAUUGGAAAUGGAGGGAUACUGAAAGGAUUGGGGCUCGGUCCCCUUUUUAACCAGUUCGAUACCAUAAUCAGAUUGAACAGCGGUCCCGUGCGAGGUUUCAGCGCAGACGUCGGGAGCCGCACCUCCAUCAGGAUGAGUUAUCCUGAAGGCUCCCCGAAGGUCUGGGACGACACUGAUUCGGAUCUCAGAUUUGUGGCUGUGAUCUAUAAGUCUAUCGACUUCCACUGGCUUCGUGCGAUGAUUACCAAGAUGUCCGUUGCGCUGUGGGACCGGCUGUUUUUCUGGCAGAGCGUGUCGACAAGUGUCCCGCUCAAGGCCUCCCAGUUUCGUCUGCUGAAUCCAGAGAUUAUUAGAGAGACGGCCUUCGAUCUGCUUCACUAUCCCAGUGUUAGAGAACGCAUCUGGGGCUGGGACCAGAAUGUCCCUACAUUAGGAGUGUCUGCGCUCAAUCUGGCAACAUACCUGUGUGACGAGGUGAGUUUAGCAGGCUUCGGCUAUAACCUCAGCCGGAAAGACGCUCCUCUCCACUACUACGGCAACAGCCUCAUGACAUCCAUGCUAAAGGAAGCCAUGCACAACGUGCGGACCGAGACGGUUUUCCUCAAGCGUCUGGUAGCGUCGGGCAGUAUUACUGACCUCACGGGAGGAGUCCACUGCAACUUCUGCUGAACAAGACUGUGUUCUGAUGAGGAACAGACUCUCAGAGGCACGUGUGAGGCAGAAUUCACAUAAGUGAAGGAAUAACUUGAAAGCGGUCAUUGACACACUGCUAAUGAAUUACUACUGAGUAUUUUAGUCCGUUUAAAGCUGUGAUCGUGAUGCUCUGAAUGUUCUGUUUUAUAUCAAAUCAACUAUUACACAAAAAAUUAAGGUUUUAGAUUAAACUUUUAAUUUUCAUUUUGGUGUCUUUUGUUUUAAAAAGAUAUUUUGUCAAAGUAAAAUUUCAUUGAAAGUAGUUUGGUGGAUAAUCAAAGGCUGUUUUUUGUUUAUGUGAACGUUUAUAUUAAUAUGCAGUUAAAAUUGAGCAGACUCUGGUUGUCUGAACAUGCAUAAUAUUAUAAUUCGUCAUUUUCAUUAGGCAUACAUAUAAUUUUUUUUUUUUUAAUGUUAAAUUUGUAUUGUUUUGUUGUAUCAGUGCAAUAACUGUACUCCUCCCACAGGUGGAGCUGUUGUUGUAGAAAAUACACUGAACAGCCUAGCAAACGGCUAGUAAGGAGAGACUACUUUCAGAAUUGCUUUUAUUCUUGACGAGAGGUUGCAAAAUUGCAGUGAUCUAUUCCAAGCUAUGAGAAAUUAAUGCAUUUCCGUUUGCCUUUCUUGUCAUGUGGACACACACACGUGUUUGUACACAGCAUUCUAAUGUUUCCUUUCUGGUUCCUGCCACUAUUUUGAGGAGCUGUAAUGAGCUGUAAGAUCUCCAGCUAAAACUGCAGCCGUCAUCUUUAGUCUUCCUGCAAGUGUGCAUCUUUGAAAUUGCUUGUUGUACUUCUGGGCUGACUAAUAUUAGCGGUCUUAUUUCAAGACAACAGCAUUCAUGUCUCAAAAGAGCUCAGCAGAAUGAGUUUCAGGAGAAAUGUGUUUGGGUCACUUUCAGACUUUUAUCUGCAAGUCAUAUAUGAUGAAGAAAUACAACUCAUCGAUACAAUUCCAAGACAGCAUUGAGGUCGUCACACUUCAAUAAGCAGGACAAACAUUUCACACACGUGCGCAUGUGUAGUUUGAAAGCAGUUUUCCAGAAAAACAUGUGUUAGCAUGUCUUUGAUUUUUAAGACAUAAAGUACUUUGUUCUUGCUUCAUCAGUCUUUUUUAUGCUGUAUGCACUAAUUAAUAGAAUAAAAUUUUUAACAGUGAUUUUGUGAUGUGUUCGGUUUUAUUGCAGGCUGUGUUGGAGGACAGAAUCUGAUGUGGCUCAUCAAGCAUUUUGAUCUGAUGUGAGAAUACUUCCUCAACAGCCAUUUAUGAGCAUUAUGUAUUUAUAGCACACAUUUAGGCUAUUAAAAGCUUGCAGUGUUAAAAGUUGCAGUGCUAAGUGUUCACCAGUCUCAGGGUUCACAGCCUCCCGAACACCAGUAGUUUCAGUAUUCAGAAAAGAUUAAUUACUGUCUGAUAUUUCAGUUAGGAGAUAAAGGUUAGGAUGGUGAUUUUUUUUUUUUUUUUUUUUUUUUUUCUCCUCUCAGCAGCAUUGCAACACGUUGUGAGUGUUCACUGGCAUUGGCGUUUGGUGUUUGUUUUUGACAUCUGAUAGAGCGUUUGGACCCGAAACAGUGACGUGUGAUGCCAGAUCCAGCUGUUGCUGGAAGUCCAAAUAUUAAAGCAUUGCAAUUGUUUUUGAACGGCAAAAGAAUUGUGUGGAGCAUUCAAACAGGUGGAUGUGAUUUUCCUGAUAUUGUAGAGCAUCACCUUUACUGAGCUCCACAGCAUGUGAGUCAUUCCACAAAACCGGUACGAUUUGAGUCCCUCUGACCUUUCUAAGUGUAUUUUAUCUAUUGGGUCACCAAAAUCUAUUUUUAAAAGCUUUUUGUAUUAAUUGAAAUGUCUCCCUUAAUAAGGGUUAAAAACAUGACAUACAUUUGAUCUUUAUAUUAGAAAUUAUCUUGUCUUUUUCCCGUUGACACCACCUAUUUCGUCAUGUCCCUCGUGGCCUUCUAUGAAAGUGUACUUGGGAUAUGAAUAAUAAAAUUAGAAAAAGGAACAUACAUUUUGCCAUUCUCAUAAAUAUCUAUCUGUGCUUCUAGGCUGUUAAUGUUUUUUUUUUCUAAAUAAAUUCAUGAUUAUUCAUUAAAAUCA